Molecule: messenger RNA, 1423 nt
Organism: Diospyros lotus (date-plum)
Lineage: Eukaryota; Viridiplantae; Streptophyta; Magnoliopsida; Ericales; Ebenaceae
Product: RHOMBOID-like protein 3
Exons: 5
Coding region: 210-1175 (321 amino acids)
Biological process (GO): proteolysis
Cellular component (GO): membrane
Molecular function (GO): serine-type endopeptidase activity
Source: RefSeq, a predicted model, not a curated record
AAACAAACCCACAUCCAUUGACCUGGCGAUCAGACACUAGACUACCUGAGCGUAAGUCCUGCUUGUUUCCCCACUUGAUCAUGGCGCCCUUCCAUUCCACUGCACCAACUCCACUCGCUCGCUCUCUCUCUCUCUCUCGAUACGUUCGGUUUCUCCCUCUAAUCCACCCCUCCUAACCCCAAUUUCACGCGUUUGUUUAGCGAGAAAGCAUGGCCCGGGAAGAUUUGGAGAGCAGGGCAGCGAAGAACAGAGGCGAAACUAGCUACUCCUCUGCGUAUGUAAUUGAGGAAACCGACGCCUACUGGACGUCGUGGUUGAUUCCUGUGUUUGUUGUGGCCAACGUUGCUGUGUUUCUAGUCUCUAUGUACAUCAACAAUUGCCCCAAGCACAACUAUCGCUUCCACGACAAGUGCGUCGCAAGGUUUCUUGGCCGCUUCUCGUUCCAGCCUCUCGGCGAAAAUCCUCUCCUCGGUCCUUCUUCUUCCACGUUGGAGAAGUUAGGAGCUCUUGAGUGGAACAGAGUAGUGCACGAGCACCAACAAUGGAGGCUUAUUACUUGUAUGUGGUUACAUGCUGGUAUUAUUCAUCUGCUUUCAAACAUGUUGAGCCUGGUCUUUAUUGGCAUUCGCCUCGAACAACAAUUUGGGUUUGUUCGUGUUGGAAUCAUCUAUCUGUUAUCAGGUUUUGGUGGCAGUGUACUUUCUUCUCUAUUCAUUAGAAACAGCAUUUCUGUUGGUGCUUCUGGUGCUCUUUUUGGGCUUCUUGGAGCAAUGUUCUCAGAGCUCAUUACCAACUGGACUAUCUAUACCAACAAGGCUGCAGCGCUCUUAACGCUCCUGGUCAUUGUGAUUAUUAAUCUAGCUAUUGGAAUUCUGCCACAUGUUGAUAAUUUUGCCCAUAUUGGUGGAUUUUUGACGGGGUGCCUGGCCGGCUUUAUUUUGUUGCCCCGCCCUCAAUUUGGAUGGAUAGAGCGUCGGAAUCUCCCCGCUGAUGUUCGCCUCAAAUCCAAAUACAAGGCGUACCAGUACGUGCUGUGGCUGAUUUCUCUGAUUCUUCUCAUUGCUGGAUUCACAGUAGGACUGGUGAUGCUGUUGAGAGGAGUUAACGCGAAUGAACAUUGCCACUGGUGUCACUACCUGAGCUGCGUCCCAACCGACAGAUGGAGGUGCGAUUGAAGUUAAGAAGAGCUUCAGGCUUCAGCUUCUCCCCCGCUUGUUCAUAUUCAACCACAAGUUUUUCUUCCCAAUUGGCUUUUGAGGUUAUUUUCGACACACGACGAUUAUAGUUUUGAAUUUUUAUUCAAAGAUAGAGUUUGCACUUGUAUGGAACGGGGAUGAUCUUGUUCAUGCAAACAGAAAAUGUAAUGAGCCUACGCUUAUUCCAUAUUCAGGAAUCAGGAGUAUGUGAUGGUUUGUGUUUUCCA